Messenger RNA from Eublepharis macularius, 700 nucleotides. RefSeq names its product dynein light chain Tctex-type 2 (gene DYNLT2). The record is from RefSeq and is a predicted model, not a curated record. Gene Ontology annotation, molecular function: dynein intermediate chain binding. Gene Ontology annotation, biological process: microtubule-based movement. The transcript is spliced from 4 exons. Bases 6 to 584 code for a protein of 192 amino acids. Gene Ontology annotation, cellular component: cytoplasmic dynein complex; cytoplasm. Lineage: Eukaryota; Metazoa; Chordata; Lepidosauria; Squamata; Eublepharidae.
CGGCCAUGGAGAAGAAGAAGAAGCUGGGCACCACCCCCUCCCACUACACGACAGUGCCGAAGAAACUGAGCGGUCAGGAAAAAGAAAGCGAGGCAGCCCGGCUUUCACAAAUUUACAGACACAGGACAUCAAGCCAUGAUGUUUCUGGCUUUGAGCCAGGAGAUGAAGAUUCUGCCACAGAUUUAACAAAAAGUGAGUUCUUGGCAUUCAAGGCUAGCUUUUCAAGACCGAAGUAUGCCAACACAUAUAGAAUGGAACCGUACAGAACAUUUGAGGCUCACAUAAUAAGGAAGAAAGCUGAAGAAAUCCUAAAGAAUAUACUUCAGGACUACCAAUAUGAUGGGUCUAAUGCGGCUGCAAAGUGUCUAAUCCUCUCAGAAGAUAUAUUAGCAGCAGUCAAGGAUCAAGACUUUGACCGUUACAAGUAUAUAGUCCAAGUGUUUAUGGUUGAAAAGUCUGGCCAGUCAAUUCAUAUUGCCAGUAGAUGGGUCUGGGAUGCCACAAGGGACAACUGGGUUUCAGCACUAUAUGAAACUGAGAACUAUGUUACAGUGGCUUUGAUAAUUGCUGCUUAUUAUGAGUAACCUCCUGAAAACAAAUAUACUGUAAUUCCUAUUAUUCUAUAAAAUAAUAUCGUUUAUUUGCUGAAAUAGAUGCUGUGGCAGUUCCCUCCCCCCGAAACUAUGCUAUUUGAAUUAAA